Molecule: messenger RNA, 3638 nt
Organism: Ananas comosus (pineapple)
Lineage: Eukaryota; Viridiplantae; Streptophyta; Magnoliopsida; Poales; Bromeliaceae
Product: helicase-like transcription factor CHR28
Molecular function (GO): ATP-dependent chromatin remodeler activity; ATP binding
Source: RefSeq, a predicted model, not a curated record
UCGUCGACCCCUCUCUCUCUCUCUCUCUCUCUCUCUCUCUCUCUCUCUCUCCUCUCUCUAUUCUUCGUUUCCUAAUUUCGAUUUGCCCCCUCUAAUUCUCCUUUUGGCUAAUUGCCCCGUUCAACACCCUAAUUUGACCCCGCUCAUCGGCUUCUAGGGUUAGGGUUUCCUCCUCCUCGUCCUGAAUCCGAGAAAAGGUCGCGCCUUUGCACUCGCCCAAUUGGAGGAGGCCUUCGCAAUCGAUCAGGUUGGUCACCAGCCGGAAACUUCGUCUCUAAAUUCACUGCGGAGGAGGCAAUUGGUUGAUAUGGACAUCAUUGAAAUCGGUUCUUCAGAAAGUGAUGAUGAUUUUGAGGUCAGUGAUGACGAAUCAUUAGGCGAUACCUUCAGCGAUGCUGCUAACCAGUGGUCGAAUAGUCCACAGUUUCCAAUCCAGGUCGAUGAAGAUGAACCAAGCAUUGCACCUUAUAGAAGCCCUUACGCUGGGCGGGAUGAAUUAGGCACCAUAAAUAAUUCGGAGCUUACCAAAAAUCAAGAAGUGAAUUCUCCGACAAACUAUCCAUCUCAGCUCAGUCAGCGGAGGACUCUUCCACUGUCAUUUCAGCCAAGAUUUUCGAAGCCUCCAGUGAAAGGGGUUCAUGAAAGGUCUGUGAGAACCCAUGAAGGGUUUGGCCCUUCUUCUGCAAGUGCUGUCGGGCCAAACAGUAAGUUGGAUGAUAGGGGAAAGGAAAUUAAUGAAUUUGAUAUGCACAGAAAUAAUGGUAAACAUAGGGCUCUUCCUACGUCUUUUACAAAUCAUAAGCAUGUGGAAGAUACACAGUCAAAAGAUUUACUAGAAUCCAGGGGAAAGAGCAAUUAUUUUGCGAAUUCUUCUCAUUAUGUUGGAGGACAUGCAUCUAAUGGUGUGAACCAGAGGUCAUUUUUUGAUAAUUCUUUCAUAGCUUCAACUGGAAGUACUCAAGGUGAUAUGCAUAUAAAUGGAAAUGCUGGUACACACAGGGUUCUUCCUCCGUCAUUAACGUAUGGCAAUUCAACUAAUGGCUUACCGCCUGUCGCUGGUACUGAUUUGCAGCAUCGAUCAAACCUUGUAGAAGAUAGGCACUUCGACUGUGACGAGAGAGUUAUAUAUCAACAAGCAUUGCAGGAUCUUGGUCAACCUAAAUUGGAAGACGACCUGCCCAAGGGACUCUUAUCUGUUUCUCUUUUAAAGCAUCAGAAAAUAGCCUUAGCUUGGAUGGUUCAGAAGGAGAAGAGUGUAUAUUGUGCUGGUGGCAUUCUUGCUGACGAUCAGGGUCUUGGUAAGACUGUGUCGACAAUAGCCCUUAUUCAAAAGCAGAAGUCUCAGCAGUCCAAGUUCACUUCAGAUGAUUCGAAUCAUGUAAAGCCUGAAGCACUAAAUUUAGACGAGGAUGAUGAUGGUGUAACUGUAGUGGAUAAAUCAAAGGAAAUCACAAAUAAUGAACCUAAAUGCGAGUCAUCGGCUUCACAUGCGGAUGAAGAAAAGCAAAAUGUUAAGCCCGAAACUAAACAGGAGCCUGGAGCUAGUUCAUCGAAACGCGGAUCGAACAUGUCAAGGCCUGCGGCUGGUACAUUGGUCGUAUGCCCUGCUAGUGUUCUUCGGCAGUGGGCCCGUGAGCUGGAGGACAAGGUCACGGAAAGUGCUAAAUUAUCUGUUUUGGUCUACCAUGGAGGUUCACGGACAAAAAACCACCCUAGUGAUCUGGCAAAGUACGAUGUUGUUCUCACAACUUAUACAAUUGUAACCAAUGAAGUACCAAAAAAACAAUCUGUAACUAAUGAUGAUGAUGGGGAACAGAAAAAUCUUGAUAAAUUUGGGUUGGGGUCUUCAGAGUUUGCUCCGAAUAAGAAAAGGAAGACACCAUCUAGUUCAAGGAGCAAGUCGAAGAAAAGAGGGAAAGGGCAUAAGGAUUCACAGUUGGAUAUUGGGAGUGGACCACUUGCUAGAGUAAGAUGGUUUAGGGUUGUACUAGAUGAAGCCCAAACAAUAAUAAAGAAUUACAGAACUCAAGUUGCUAGAGCCUGCUGCGGGCUUCGAGCCAAGAGAAGAUGGUGCCUAUCAGGAACGCCUAUACAAAAUGAAUGCAAUUGACGAUAGUUGUACAGCUAUUUUCCGUUUUUUGAAGUACUGUAUGAUCCAUAUUCUGUGUAUAGCUCGUUCUGUGCGUCGAUAAAAUAUCCAAUAUCUAGGAAUGCAAGCCAUGGAUAUAAAAAGCUUCCUCAAGCUAUUCUGAGGACUGUAUUGCUUCGGCGCUCAAAAGAAACCUUAAUUGAUGGAGAACCGAUUAUCAAAUUACCUCCAAAAACGAUUAGUCUGAAAAGGGUAGAUUUCUCUCCAGAGGAGCGAGCUUUCUAUUUGAAGCUAGAGGCAAAUUCACGCCAACAGUUCAAGGAGUAUGCUGCUGCUGGCACCUUGAAACAAAACUAUGCAAGUAUUCUGUUGUUGCUUUUGCGUCUUAGGCAGGCAUGUGACCAUCCACUUCUUGUCAAAGGACAUCAUUCAGACAAUGUUGGAAGCGAUUCAUUAGAAAUGGCAAGGCAACUUCCUAGGGAUAUGCAGAUCAGUUUACUGAGUAAGCUGGAAGGUUCAUCGGCAAUUUGUAGUAUAUGCAGUGACCCACCCGAGGAUGCAGUUGUGACAAUGUGCGGCCAUGUCUUCUGUUUUCAAUGUGUGCAUGAACGCUUAACUGGGGAUGAGAAUCAAUGUCCGGCAACUGGUUGCAAAGAUUUUCUUGCUACAGAUUCAGUUUUCUCACGCUCCACAUUGAAACUCUGUGUUUCCGGUGAAUAUGAUUCCAAUGCUUCAACCAGUUCUUCAGCAGACGAGGAACCUUCAAUUGGCCAAAGUGGUUAUAUCUCAUCUAAGAUUCGAGCGGCUCUCGGUAUCUUGAACUCUCUUUGUAGUCCAAGUUCAAUUGGUCUUAAGGAAUACAGUGAGGUGGAUUCUGUUUCAGUUCGAACAUACAAUAUGAUCACGAAUGGUUCUGAUUUUUCUACACAUUCGACCGCAAAUCCUGAGAAUCCAGUCAAGGCCAUUGUGUUCUCGCAGUGGACUAGCAUGCUGGACCUGCUAGAGCUUUCGUUGAAUCGCGAUCUAAAACAGUAUCGGAGACUUGACAGGACGAUGUCGCUUAAUAUGAGAGACAGAGCUGUAAGAGAUUUCAAUACUGAUCCAGAGGUUCGAGUUAUGCUCAUGUCGCUGAAGGCUGGAAAUCUCGGUUUGAACAUGGUUGCUGCUUGCCAUGUGAUUCUUCUUGAUCUUUGGUGGAACCCAUAUGCUGAAGAUCAGGCCGUUGAUCGAGCACAUAGAAUCGGUCAGACUCGGCCCGUAACUGUUUCUCGUCUAACUGUUAAAGAUACAGUGGAGGACCGUAUAUUAGCCCUACAGGAGGAGAAGCGAAGGAUGGUAUCUUCCGCUUUCGGGGAAGGAGCUGGUGGCCACACUACUCGCCUCACGGUGGAAGAUCUGAGAUACCUCUUUAUGGUAUAAGCACUAACCAUAGGAUUCAGUGAAAUUUUUUGGGGGAGGGGUUUGUUUAUGGCUAUGGCAAUCGUGCAAGCCGAGCAUUAAGUAAACCAAGUGACUCAAAGAGUUUUGCUUCUUGUCGAUCACCACCAGA